AUGAGUCAUAAACAUGUCAUCUUUAAGAAGAUUUCCAAGGACAAGUCUGUGGGUGUCUACAUGGCCCAGAGGGACUUUGUGGACCACUGUGACUUUGUGGAACCUGUUGAUGGAGUGGUGCUGAUUGAUCCUCUACAGUUGAAGGGGAAGAAAGUGUUUGUGAUGCUGGCCUGUACAUUCCGGUACGGCCGCCAGGACAUGGAUGUUAUGGGCGUGGUGUUCCGCAGGGACAUCUACCUGAUGACCCGCCAGGUGUACCCCCCCUUACAGGACCGGCUCGCCCACUCCCCCAUCCAGGAAAAGAUCCUCCAGAAGCUGGGACCCGACGCCUAUCCCUUCUUCUUUGAGUUCCCAGAUAACCUGCCCUGUUCUGUCACGCUCCAUCCUGGACCCUCCGAUGUGGGGAAGAAAUGUGCGGUGGAGUUUGAGGUGAAGGCGUUCUGCGCUGAGAACCAGACUGACAUCUGUAAAGAGAGCAGUGUCAGUCUGUCCGUCCGUAAGAUCCAGUACGCCCCCAUGUCACAAGCCCCGCCCCCCUCCGCCAAGAGCACCUUCGAGUUCCUCCUGUCGGACAAUCCGCUGCACCUGAAGCUCGACCUGGAUAAAGAGACGUACUACCAUGGUGAGCCUAUCAGAGCAAGCGUUGAGAUCACAAACUCCUCCGGCAGAAACAUCAAAGAUAUCAGCGUCUCAAUUGAACAGGUGACCAAUAUCGUCCUCUAUUCCAACGACAAAUACGUCAAAUCAGUCGCCAAAGAAGAGACCUCGGACUGUGUACCUGCCGGGACGGUCCUCAAAAAGGAGUACUUAAUGCAUCCCCUCCUGAACCAGGAGCGCCGCGGGCUAGCGCUGGACGGAAAACUCAAACACCAGGACACCAAACUGGCGUCUUCUAGCAUAGUGAAGGACGAGGUGCUGAAGGAGGUCCAGGGGAUCCUGGUCUCCUACCGGGCUGUGGUCAGGAUGAUUGCCUCCGGAACGGUGGGCUCCAGUGAGGUAUCUGUGGAGGUUCCUUUCAAAUUGAUGAAUCCUAAACCUGAACCAGGUAACUAUCAACACACUGCCAGUGGGUCUGCUGAUCUGGUGUUUGAGGAGUUUAAAAGGGACUUCAUGAAGGGAGUGGUCGGGGAAGAAGAUGAGGAGAACUAGGAGGCCAGAGGAUCCCUAGGGGGCCAGAUCAGCCCUAGGAGGCCAGAGGAUCCCUAGGGGGCCAGAUCCGCCCUAGGAGGCCAGAUCACCAUUAAGAGCAGGAUGACCACUCGGUCUUUAGUAUGUUGUUACCAUGGUCACGGUAAACCCUUCAUCUCAGCUUGAGGGAGUAGAGAUGAGCCAA
This is a messenger RNA of Gadus chalcogrammus (walleye pollock), 1333 nucleotides long. RefSeq names its product S-arrestin-like. Gene Ontology annotation, cellular component: photoreceptor outer segment; photoreceptor inner segment. Bases 1 to 1149 code for a protein of 382 amino acids. The transcript has 14 exons. NCBI's taxonomy places the organism in Eukaryota, Metazoa, Chordata, Actinopteri, Gadiformes, Gadidae. Gene Ontology annotation, molecular function: G protein-coupled receptor binding. The record is from RefSeq and is a predicted model, not a curated record. Gene Ontology annotation, biological process: signal transduction; G protein-coupled receptor internalization.